This is a messenger RNA of Anoplopoma fimbria (sablefish), 1156 nucleotides long. RefSeq names its product RAN, member RAS oncogene family (gene ran). NCBI's taxonomy places the organism in Eukaryota, Metazoa, Chordata, Actinopteri, Perciformes, Anoplopomatidae. The record is from RefSeq and is a predicted model, not a curated record. Gene Ontology annotation, cellular component: cytoplasm; nucleus. Gene Ontology annotation, molecular function: GTP binding; GTPase activity. Gene Ontology annotation, biological process: ribosomal subunit export from nucleus; protein import into nucleus. The coding region runs from base 171 to 818 and encodes 215 amino acids. The transcript has 7 exons.
CUGCCUCACAGUCCACGCUGAAUCUCCCGCGAACGCAGCCAUUUACCUCUUUCCUCUCUCGGUGGUGCCACCGGUUAGCUGGUUCUCUACAUCUUUCUCUCGGAACAGGCCAUCCUAUUUUUGUUUCCAAGUUUGAGUUGUUCUGGUAAAUCGCAACCACGGCGGACUCAAUGGCACAGUGUGCACCGGUGGCGGUGUUUAAGCUCGUUUUGGUGGGAGAUGGAGGCACCGGAAAAACGACCUUUGUUAAGAGACAUAUUACAGGAGAGUUUGAGAAGAAAUAUGUUGCUACUCUCGGAGUAGAGGUGCACCCGCUGAUGUUCCACACCAACAGAGGAGCUAUCAAGUACAAUGUGUGGGACACAGCUGGUCAGGAGAAGUUUGGAGGCCUGAGAGACGGAUACUACAUUCAAGCUCAGUGUGCUAUCAUCAUGUUCGACGUCACCUCCCGAGUUACCUAUAAGAACGUGCCCAACUGGCAUCGUGACCUGGUCCGUGUCUGUGAGAACAUUCCCAUUGUCCUUUGCGGCAACAAGGUGGACAUCAAAGACAGGAAAGUCAAAGCCAAGGCUAUUGUGUUUCAUCGUAAGAAGAACCUGCAGUACUACGACAUUUCUGCCAAGAGCAACUACAACUUUGAAAAGCCUUUCCUGUGGCUAGCAAGGAAGUUAAUUGGAGACCCCAACCUGGAGUUUGUGGCAAUGCCUGCCCUUGCUCCCCCAGAAGUCCAAAUGGACCCCAACCUUGCUGCAAAAUACGAGCAAGAGCUUCAAGUUGCAUCACAAACAGCGCUCCCAGAUGAAGAAGAUGACCUCUAACCUGUUACCUUUAAUGUUCCCUCUCUCUCUCACCCCCUAACGUGGACAGGAAGUUUGUCGGAGUUUUGCCCCUUACUGUAAAAUCCCUUUUCAGAUUUUUUAUUUUUGAAUUUUUUUUUGUUUGUUUUAAAACUAAGGAAAAAAAAAUUGGUGGACAAGUUGUGGUUCUAAUUUCACUGUAUAAGACACACCCACCCUAGUGUUGUUGUAGGCAUGGCAACGUGCUACUCAUCAUCGAGCACCUUCCACUGCACUCACCCAGCUCACAUAAUGCUGUUGUACGGUGUACUGGAAGCACUAAGGGGAGUAAACUUUGAAUAAAAACAUUCUCAAUAUAA